Molecule: messenger RNA, 2060 nt
Organism: Arachis ipaensis
Lineage: Eukaryota; Viridiplantae; Streptophyta; Magnoliopsida; Fabales; Fabaceae
Molecular function (GO): oxidoreductase activity
Source: RefSeq, a predicted model, not a curated record
CACUAGUUUUACUCAGUGUACUCAGUACUGUUAUUUGUUUCCGUCCUUACGGAACGAAAAGCGACCAACGUCUCGCCCUCACCUAGCGCCGGAAAUACAAAAUCCUUUCCUUCUUUAUAAACACAUCAACCAAAGUAACAACCUAAUGCGGCCAAGAAGCCUCAGCAGCGCUGCCAAUGCAACACUGAAGGGCAGGAAAUGGGAUGCGCUGAUAAUCGGCGGCGGCCACAACGGCCUCACAGCAGCCGCCUACCUUGCUCGUGGCGGUCUCUCCGUGGCAGUCUUAGAGCGCCGCCACGUGAUCGGAGGCGCCGCUGUGACGGAGGAGCUGGUCCCAGGGUUCAAGUUCUCCCGGUGCAGUUACCUGCAGAGCCUCUUGCGUCCCUCAGUCAUCAAAGAACUUGAACUUCCGAAACACGGCUUGAAGCUUCUGAAGAGGAAUCCGUCCUCUUUUACGCCUUGCCUCGACGGACGGUACCUACUCUUGGGCCCCGAUAAAGGUCUCAAUCAUUCUGAGAUUUCCAAGUUCUCGCUUAAAGAUGCAGAUGCUUAUCCAAGAUAUGAGAAUCAGCUUGAGAAUUUCUGUAAAUUCAUGGAUCUGGUGCUGGAUUCGUCUCCUCCUGAAUCCUUGCAGCAUAAAUCAUCACUUAAUGAACAACUGAAGAAUAAAUUACAGAAUUCAGUAUUUUGGGCAAGUUGUCUACGACAAGCAUCCUCCUUGGGGCAAAAGGAGAUGGUGGAAUUCAUGGACCUUUUAUUAGCUCCGGCUUCCAAAGUUUUGAACAACUGGUUUGAGACAGAUGUUCUGAAGGCUACCCUUGCAACAGAUGCUGUGAUUGGAAGCACAGCCAGUGUCCAUACCCCAGGAAGUGGUUAUGUUCUACUACAUCAUGUUAUGGGAGAAACUGGUGGGGAUCGUGGAGUCUGGUCAUAUGUUGAAGGUGGAAUGGGCUCAAUAUCGAAGGCUAUUUGUAAUGCUGCUAUGGAAGCUGGAGCACAUAUUGUAACCAAUUCUGAGGUAUCUCAGUUGUUGAUUGAAGACUCUAGCACUGUCUGUGGGGUGAUUUUGGCUGAUGGUACCAAAGUGCAUUCUUCAAUUGUUCUUUCUAAUGCAACUCCAUAUAGAACUUUCAUGGAAUUAGUACCUAAUGAUGCCCUUCCGGAUGAUUUUGUUCGUGCGAUUAAGCAUUCUGACUAUAGUUCUGCUACUACAAAAAUAAAUGUAGCAGUUGACAAGUUGCCUCAAUUUGAGUGUUGCAAGUUAAAUCAUCCUCAUGCUGGCCCACAGCAUGUUGGCACAAUUCAUAUUGGUUCAGAGAGCAUGGAAGAGAUUCACUCUGCAUCUCAAGAUGCUGUAAAUGGAGUGCCAUCACGAAGACCAGUUAUUGAAAUGACAAUUCCCUCCACGCUGGACAAAACCAUAUCUCCACCUGGUAUGCAUGUGAUCAACCUAUUUGUGCAGUAUACUCCCUACAAACCACUGGAUGGUGACUGGCAAGAUCAUGAAUAUAGAGAAUCAUUUGCGCAAAAAUGCUUCAAAUUGAUUGAUGAAUAUGCCCCCGGGUUUAGUACAUCUGUCAUUGGUUAUGACAUGUUGACUCCACCAGACCUUGAAAGGGAAAUUGGUUUGACAGGAGGGAACAUAUUUCAUGGUGCCAUGGGAUUGGAUUCUCUUUUCCUCAUGCGACCUGUUAAAGGAUGGUCGAAUUAUAAGACUCCGCUUCAGGGGUUAUACUUAUGUGGAAGCGGGGCACAUCCUGGCGGUGGCGUAAUGGGGGCACCAGGACGUAACGCCGCUCGAUUAGUACUUCAAGAUCUUAAGAAAACUACGUAAGGUUGAGGUGGUAGUGAUUACAUGGCAGCGAUGAGGUUCAUUUGUCUUAAUUGGUGCCUUUGAGCUGGUAUGUAUGUUUUUGAUAGAAGAAACUUCAAAUAAAUGAAGCAGCUUCCACCAAGUAUUCUUCCAAUGUGUUGGAUAGAAUCAUAUUUGUUAACCUUUGCGUUAACUCAUAAAUCUAUGAGCUUAUUAUUGAGAAAUGUUUGCAUCCUUUUACAUCGUA